AGACUGUUAUUUCAAAAAGUCGUAUGUCAAAAAUUCGGUUUUUUUUUUAUUGCCUUAAAAUGUGGCAAAUUAUGUUUCGCUUCAAGCAGCAAAAUCUCUUAUGUCAACAGCUGGUCGAAUGUGAAAUAUAAGCUAUUGUUUAAAAGUUGUAUGUAUUCUCUACUGAUUUGUGCUACUGCAAAAUGUCUUAUGUCUGAGAAGACUGGAAGAGAAGGUAAGUUGUUUUUGUUUUCCUUCUUCUCUACUAAAUAUAUACAAUUAUUCUGUUCUAUUUCUGUUCAUAAAUGUUUCAGAAAGGUUUAAUUUGUAACCUACACAUUACUUCAUAGUGUUUACAGUCUUUAAAUCUUACAAAAGAGUUAUUUACACUGUUAAAUUCUGUUGACGUGUUUUUAGGUUAUGUUUGUAACUCCAACUCAAGCUUUAGAAAAAUGAUUUUCAACAUUUUAAGUAUUUCUACUAUAUGAAUAGACUUCAUAAUAGAGUUUUAGGACACAAGUUAUGGUUUAAUAUGAUUAUAUCAUGCAUAAUCUUAAUAUUUAUUUCGGUACUAAAAUGUCUUAUGUUUGGUAUAAGUCUUGUGUUUGGUAUUUAGCCUAUUUGCAUUUUCAAACAUACGACUUUUUGGAACUUAUAUUAAAUGCAAUCUUGCAUUGUUUCAGAAAAUGAUGCAAAGGGGAAAAUUGAUGGUCGAACUAGCAGAAAAAAGACUGUCUGUUAUAAAUGUGACCCUACCAGCUGCAAAUGAAGUGAGCGUUGCUGAAAACUUAGAGGAAGAUGUGCCUCUCACUGCAAGUAUAUCUGUCCCUACUGUUGCGACUGUGAACCUUCCGACUAUGAAAGAAACAAGACAUCGGUUUGGCUUGGCUGAUAAUAUAGAGCAUGGUGAACCAGACGUGGCUGCUGCUAAAGAGGGAAUACCAGUGCCGGUUGAAGUUGGCAGUUCUCCUCUUAUUGAUUUAGAGGAAGUCGACGAACAAGCAGUUGAAAUACCUCUUUCGUACAAGAAAGAGAAACUCAGAGGAACCAACCAAGAAUCUGCUAGACCUAGCCGAAAUAAAAAAUCAAUAGGGAGAGAAAAAGUUCAGAAAAUUUUACAACAAACUGAUGAUAGUAUAAAUGAUCCCUUAUUUUCUUCUGAUUCAGAUGUUUAUGAGCCUAGUUCAAGCUCUAGUGAUGAAGAAUCCUGCUUUUCAAAAAGAAUUAAAGUAUUGAAAAAAGUACGUGAAAAACAAAACAUUUCUCCUCCUAUCAUUGCCGUAAAACCCCAAAGUUUGGUUAACAGGUCAGAUAACACUGAUAACAAUCAACAAACUGUUGAAGAAGUUGGUGUGUUUCAUGAGAAUAGUCCUUCUCCAAUGGUUGAAGAGGAAGAAGAUUAUAUAGUAGAGAACCGUGGUCAGGUGGAACAGCCUAUAGGAGGCAUACAAGAAAAAAGGAAAACGGAGGAAAGGAGAAAAUGCAGAUCCAAGGGACUGGGAAAGGAAUGUUAACUCUGCUAAA
Homalodisca vitripennis (glassy-winged sharpshooter) is the source of this 1503-nucleotide messenger RNA. RefSeq lists its product as uncharacterized. NCBI's taxonomy places the organism in Eukaryota, Metazoa, Arthropoda, Insecta, Hemiptera, Cicadellidae. The record is from RefSeq and is a predicted model, not a curated record. The transcript is spliced from 3 exons. Bases 666 to 1493 code for a protein of 275 amino acids.